Messenger RNA from Hordeum vulgare subsp. vulgare (domesticated barley), 1665 nucleotides. RefSeq lists its product as uncharacterized. The transcript has 5 exons. The coding region runs from base 1 to 1665 and encodes 554 amino acids. The record is from RefSeq and is a predicted model, not a curated record. NCBI's taxonomy places the organism in Eukaryota, Viridiplantae, Streptophyta, Magnoliopsida, Poales, Poaceae.
AUGAAAAACAAGGAUAAGUCCAGUAAGCCGUCCUCAGCUGGUCGUGUGGCCGGCAAAGGCUUGUCCAUGAAAUGGUCGUCAUACUAUAACACUGGUGGGCGAAAGGAGAGAAAGACCAACUUGGAAAGCCAGUCGCGCGAGGUUCAAGAACUCAGGACACAAUUGGCGCGGAUUCCGGAGAUGGUCCAAGAGCAAGUGCAACACCAACUGGGAGGGGUGAUCACCGCCAUUGUGCCUACCUUGAUUGAGGGGCUGCAGGCGUGGAUUGCGGGCGGCCAACAGGGGCCGCCCCUGGUUCCCAGCUUCACGGCUAGCAACUCGCACAACCCGCAGGCGGUGCCAUUGGUGUCUCCGGCGCCGGCACGGGAUCCGGACGACGACGACGACGACGACGGUACAUUUACCAAGGUCGAUAAGUACUUUGCCGAACAUGGGUACGGUGAGGAAUUCUUGGGGCCCCCUUCUCUAGAACCUAACCCUGCAAAAGACGACCGCGAUCUAGCUGGUACGGCGGAGAAACCCAAUUGCAACAGGCAUCGUCUGGCGUUCAGUUCUCAGGAGACGCCUCCAGCUGCCGCCUUCACCGAGCCUCAGAUAGCCGAGGACGGGCCACCGUCACCUAAGGAUAUCUCGAGGAGGGCGCAUGUGGCGGGUAGGCCGAUGCUACCGACUAAUCUGCUCAAUGCUGCAACCGGUGCUAUGCGGAGUCUGCAUGACAUUGUUCUUUCUUUGGAGAAGCGGCGUCUCUCCGAGAAUGAUGUGGCAUACCCGGUUUUCGUGGCCAAGGUGCCAGAGGGCAAGGGCUUUGUCGAUAGCGCCAUCGGGGGUAUGAUCGUCCUGCGGUUUGCUGACAUCUUCGCUAUGUUUAACCUUCAUCCGCUGCACUACACCUUCAUUCGGCUAUUUUCGCUGAGUAUGGAGAUGCGGAUCAUUAGAGACAAGACCCCGGACAUCGUGAUAGUCGACCCCUUCUAUAUGCGUGCCAAGAUCUUGGGCAGCGCUGGGGACCGGCAAGUCGCGAGUUCAUACCUCGAAGGCGUCAUUCUGGCAAACCCAGAUAAAGAUAACUUCCUCGUGCCUUACUUUCCCGAUGACACACAUUGCACACUCAUCCUCUUAAGCCCGAAAUAUUCCAUGGCCACGUAUUUCGACUCGGACCGUCAGUCGAAAAAAGACUACACAAAUAUCAAGAAAGUUCUUGAUGAAGCUGUUCCCGGCUACGCCAGAUCUGGAGGCACCUUCAGCAGGACAAUUCGUAGGUACGGCCAACAUGUGUUCACUCACAAUACGACGUUCCCCUGCGUCAAGCAGCCGCCUGGCGGUCAGAAGGAUGCCUCCGAGUCAGCAAUUCGAGCCCGCCCCAUGGCCAUGGCCGCUGCUGUCGCGCGCCGCCUCCUCCGCCUGCUCUCCUUGCGCCCGAACCCUAAACCCGCCUCCCUCUCCUCCCGCUCCUCCGCCGGCGAGCGUGAGGGCGACCCCCUCUCGUGGCGCCUCCUCCGCCUCCGGUCUCCGGGCGCGGCGGCCGCCGCCAUCGACAAAUGGGCCCAGGAGCGCGGCCGCGUCUCGUGGCCGGACCUCCAGCGUGCCGUCUCCCAGCUCCGCCGCGCGCGCCGCUACGGCCACGCCCUCGAGGUGAGCGGCUUCAACCACCAGUCCCUUCUCUGA